GUUUCCGCAGUGAAAUUCCGGAUUCUAAGUUGUGACAUGAGUCAUCUGAGCUAGACUCAUAAAGUGCAACUUUUGAUACUACGAUGCGCAUCUGCUCGGUGUAGCUAAUCUAUUUACACAGCCAUGGUAGAAAGAGUCGUUGUUCAACCUGAUUCUCCUAUAAGCACGCGAACUAGCGACAUCUAUCUAAAUUUUCUGGAGCGGAUCAGCACAUGUCGCAGCAACCUGAUUUCAGGGCUAUUUAUGUACGAAGCAACAAACAUCGCACCACUUAUUGAUAUUGACCUUAUCUUCAAGCGAGCCGUUUUCGGUCGCCCCAUAUAAUUUGGAGCAGAAUUUCCAGCAUUUAGCGUCAUGGAAUUUUGUUUAGCGAAAGUCCUCAUGCGUACACCAUUCGCCAUAUCGUGUGUAUCCGUCGUGUGCGUGAAGUCCACGCUCCCUCCCCGACCAGACCCCAGCUUACUCAUCCAGCGGCAGAGUCUAUUCGGACGGCUCGGGUAAACUACCUGACUCCGAUAACGGUGCGUCUCUUCCAGAGCCAAUGUCUGACGAACUGCCGCGCCUCGAAGCCCGAGAGGCAAAAUUGCCCUCGACAUGCAACCUUGCCGCAGCCGGAGAUGACAAUAUGAGUGAACCUACUGAACAGACUAAUUCUGUCGAAGAGGAUGUUGAGCAAGUGAUGAUCGACGUCGACACGGAAGAAGUGGAUUUCAACCACGGACGUCUCACGGAGAUUCGGGGACUUGAGGAACUGAGACGAAUUCGUGUUCUGGGCUUCCGGAACAAUCUUCUUAAGAAGAUAGAGAAUUUGGAAACGCUUACCACUCUUGUCGAACUUGAGUUUUAUGAUAAUCAAAUUACGAAGAUUGAAAAUUUGGAUACGCUAGUAAACCUGAAGAUUCUUGACCUGUCAUUUAAUCGUUUGACAGUAAUCGAAAAUCUUUCGUCCCUUCGCAGUCUUGAAAAGCUUUACCUCGUCAACAAUCGUAUCUCGAAGAUUGAAAAUUUAGACGCGCUUGAGAAUCUUCGCUUGUUGGAAUUGGGUGCCAAUAAAAUUCGUGUACUCGAAAAUUUAGAAAAGCUCACGUCACUUACCGAGCUAUACGUUGGAAAGAAUAAAAUUGCCAAACUUCAAGGUUUAGAAACACUCGUUAACUUGGAGACGUUAAGCGCUCAGAGCAACCGACUAUUGCACAUUGAAGGGCUUGACAACUGUACUAAACUUAAGGGGCUUUAUCUUUCUCACAAUGGGCUAACAGCAGUGGAGAAUCUUGAACAAAAUGUCGAGUUAGAGACAUUAGACUGUGCCUCGAACCGGAUCAGCAAACUUUCCGGAAUAAUACAUCUCAGUAAACUUACUGAGUUCUGGUUCAAUAAUAAUCUCAUCGAAGAUUGGCAUGAGGUUGACGUGUUAAAAGAGUUUCCCCAGUUGGACACCGUCUACUUGGAGGGCAAUCCGAUUUCGAUGGAUCCAAACUACCGUCGAAAGAUCAUGCUUAUUUCACCAAGUGUCAACCAGAUCGAUGCGACACUGUGUAGACAGAAGGCAUUAUAAGCACUUGUCCUUAUACAUAUACCACCUUUUAGAACCAAUCCAUUGUUCGUUUAGUGAGAGGUGUACCGCCGUCGUAUUUGAUCUUCUUGUAUCUUUUUGCAUUACGGGAUAAGUUGCUUCCCGCCACCUUUCCUGUAAGUACCUUUACCUCCGUGUGUGUUGUGGGCAUGUUUGCGCGUAUAAUACUCUGUAAGGCUGAAAAAAUGAUAAAUGUGAACCUUAUUUGUAUUUGGGACUCCUCCGUACCAUUCACUGCGCACUAUAACGUUGAAGAGUAGGAGGAACGGAGCAAUGACUACAAUACCAACGUAGUAUUAUUAUGUGAGAUAACGAUAAUAGAGUUAUUGCGUAUGUGGCGGUAAACUCGUUGAAGUAGGUACUAGCUAAGCACCGGACCCCGAUUUGAAAAAUGUAGUUGAUUAGACGAGAGAAAAUGAAGUGACUUAUAACGCAAAGAGGAAAAACAAUCGAAACAAUCUAUUCACUGCUUGCCAGUAGUUGAGAUGCUGCCGUGCAAGAAGAGGCUAGAUGAGGAUUAACAGGCCAGAAACACGGCGAAGAGUAUUACGUGAAACAAAAGGUGAUGAUUGUUGUAUGAUGCGGUUCUAGCCAAAUGGCGCCAAUGUUUGUUAUCUGUUUGUUGUGUUCGGCUAUAUAAUUUAUAAUUGAAAUUUAUUUUCUGCCAAGUCGUUAAUGCGAAUUUCCGUCAACGAAUCGUGACCGCUUUGUUUUGUUUUAAAACUUAUAAAACAUUAACGUAAUCGUACUUUGAUAUUAGGUAUAAAAUGUUAUAUACUACUUAAUUCAUGGAUUAAAUUCAUUGAUUUUAAGUAGCCCCAUUGAAAUUUUUGUUAACAGUUAGCAGCUGCGUCGGCCGCAGCCACGUGAAGCCGUUCGAGUACCUCUUUGUUAAAUUGUUUGUGCUUGUUUCGUUAUCUUGUUAUUGCUAUAUUUUUCCUUUACGUUUUGUGAUUGCUUUGAGUGAACACAGCGUUAUAUGAAUAGAAAAAAAAAAAUGGAUCUUUCAUAUUGAAGCCGUCUAAAAAUUAGUGUUUUUAAUCACUUAUUGUUACCUUAGAUAUUAAUUUCAUUGUACCCUUCGUAAGGUAACAGUAGUUAACAAUUACAGUGGUAAGCGCUGGACGAUAGGUUGGACGUGGUUCGGACGUCGAGGCCACACAAAUAAGGAAUUUACAUUUUUCCGACAUCCAUACAAUUAAACCUCGUGCAACUAUAAAAUAAAUGAGCGGGAUCAUACCUAUUGUUAGAGCUGGUAACGUAAUAAUAUGGCUACGAUUGUUUUUCUAAAUAAAGCGUAAAGUGCUGAA
Messenger RNA from Varroa destructor (honeybee mite), 2883 nucleotides. RefSeq lists its product as uncharacterized. Gene Ontology annotation, molecular function: protein binding. The record is from RefSeq and is a predicted model, not a curated record. Lineage: Eukaryota; Metazoa; Arthropoda; Arachnida; Mesostigmata; Varroidae.